This is a messenger RNA of Podarcis muralis (Common wall lizard), 2876 nucleotides long. It is a transcript of the gene FEV, whose product is annotated as FEV transcription factor, ETS family member. The record is from RefSeq and is a predicted model, not a curated record. Gene Ontology annotation, molecular function: sequence-specific DNA binding; DNA-binding transcription factor activity, RNA polymerase II-specific. Lineage: Eukaryota; Metazoa; Chordata; Lepidosauria; Squamata; Lacertidae. Gene Ontology annotation, cellular component: nucleus. Gene Ontology annotation, biological process: cell differentiation; regulation of transcription by RNA polymerase II.
GCCGCUCUCCCCAUCCCGCGCCCUGCCUCGACGGGUGGGGACCGUAAUACAUAAUAACAACCAUCAUCUUCCCCAGGCGAAGGCAAUAAUACCCCCCGCGGGCGCGGGGUGGGCGCAGAGCUGCCAUGAGACGCGGCGCGGCCCGGACCCUGCUGCUCAACAUGUACCUGCCAGACCCAGUUGGGGAAACUUUGUUCAAAGAAGGCAAAAGCCAGGCGUGGGGAUCACUGGGACCGGGAGUCCAAAAAGGCAGUGGGCAGAUCCAGUUGUGGCAAUUUCUGCUGGAGCUGCUUUCUGAUCGUGCCAACCUCAACUGCAUCGCUUGGGAGGGCACCAAUGGGGAGUUCAAACUCCUGGAUCCCGACGAGGUGGCCCGGCGCUGGGGGGAGCGCAAGAGCAAGCCCAACAUGAACUAUGACAAGCUGAGCCGGGCCCUGCGCUACUACUAUGACAAGAACAUCAUGACCAAGGUCCACGGCAAACGCUACGCCUACAAGUUUGACUUCCAGGGCCUGGCCCAAGUCUGCCAGCCAGCAACACCCGACCAUACCCUCUACAAAUUCCAGGCACCCCUGCCCUUCUCUGGCAUUUCCAAACUCAACAUUAUGGCCUCGGGGGUGACUCCAACCAGCUUCUCCUAUUGGCCAGGCUCUACCCCCACUCUGUACCCCAGCCACGGCUUGCAGCCUUCAGCGCCCUUCAGUGCCAUGGCAACCUCCCAUAUCAACAACAUGAACAGCCACUACCACUAGGCCUCUCACCACUGCAGGGCAAGGGGGAGGGAUGGGGAGAGAAGGGACGGCCCUCAGAUUUCAUCCUAAGACACUUCCCAUUUUGACCAAGGAGGCAACUGUGUGCAGCAGGGAGGGACACUGUAUUAAGACGACAUCUUAAGAUGGGCUGGAUCUCAGCAAAGGUGUUGGAUGAUCUAGGGGGCAUUUUGGGGGGGGGUGAGCUCUCUCCCCAUUGAAUACAGGGCCCUUCAUUUUGUAGAGAACAUUUCAGCAAUGCCCCCAAUUUCUCUCUUUCUUUUUUCCAAACCCCUCUCCCACUAUUUUGAAAUGGCUUCAGAACGCUCUUGUAUGUUUUGAAGUCUGGUCAUGGACAGGACCAGCAAGGGCUCAGCCUAGCAACACACAUACAGUCACACAUCCUGAGAGGUUGAUGAUGGAGGUGAGAUAGACUUUCAGGUCAAAGCUAGGCAUCCUUGUGAGGUGGGGAAAUGCUCCUCCUCCUUUUAAAAUCCUGCUGGACACGAAGUCCACUCCCUUAGCUUCAGUGUCUUCAUCUUUCCUGGAUUAGAUACAUGGACAGGAAUCUCAUCCUGUCAGGAAUCCUGUACUGAACAGGAAUACAUUACAUAGCUGCCAUCAGAUUGAGCUGGCUGAUGAUGCCAAGUGAGGGCAGUUGAAAUGGGUGAAUGGACAUUUUCACAAGGAGUGCUUAAAGGGGGAGGGAUUUCUUUUCUUUUCUUAUUCUUUUGCUAUUGCCUGAAGUGCUGACAAAACCAAGUUUUGGCUCAGCCCUAUUCAAAAUGCAGUUCUGCAGAUACUUCCUUAACCCACAGGAAUUAAUAUUAAAGCAGGAGGACACAAAUAUUUGAAAAGAUGUGGCAUGGUGUUCCCCAAGCUCCAAGAAUUUAAAUGCAUCUGCCUGAGCCUGAGGUCUCUGAUCUCACAAACUAGUCUAGGCAUCAAACACCCCUCUAUGAGCCCCAGCCUAAUUCUCAGCCCAGCUGGGCUUCUUCUUUGCCCCCAAACCAAAUCCUUUAAUGCUAAACACACACACACACACACACACACACACACACACACACACACACACGAGUUGCUGCUUCCAUGUAGGCAGCACCAAAAUACAAGUGUGGUAAAAGUUGUCAAUGUAUAAAGUUUCAUUUUUUAAAAAUAGUGAGGCAAUAUAAUGGAAAUGGAAUAUUCAAUGAAAUUCAUUCUUUGCCCACUCUAAGUAACUAUCAAUAUCAUCAUCAUCAUUAUUAAAUGUAUUCAUAUCCCACCUUUCUCCCAAGUUGGGAUUCAAGGUGGCUUCCAACAUCUAAGAACAUCAUUAUAUAAUACAAGUAAUAUAAACUAGUUAAAAACUAUACUUAAAACACACUUAGAACCAGCAGUUAAGAUAGGGAACUACCAUGUAUAACAUCAGGAUCUGUUGUUUGAACACACUGUAGAGUUUGGGGGUGGAAGCUGUGGCCAAACACAUAUUUUUAUUUAUUUAUUACAUUUGUAUACCACCCUAUACCUGCAAAUCUCAGAGCGGUAUACAAAUUUAAUAAAUAAAUUUAUCAGUACAGCUAUGUCAUCUCACACCAUCUCGCAUCCAAACUACCCAAGAGAGACACUAAAUGGUUACCAUUAUCAACAGGGCACACAUGAAACUUAAAGAGGCUUGUGCUUUAAAAAGUCAAAGCUACAUUGGCCAGAAUGUCCAUUUGCAUUUACAAAUGCCUUUCCUCUGUUUUCCAUGUGGAAGAGAAAUCCACCAGAGGCUCAAAUAGUGACAUGAGCCUCAUAUGUUAUUGGCAUUUGGACCUCUGAACCCUAAAAGUCAUAUUGAUGACUCCUGUUCAACAUGGAAAUACACUUCAAAUGGCAUACAGAGAUUCUUUUAUUUCAAUAAGUUAUAUACCAUUUAAUUGCAUAAUUUCUAAGCAGUGUACAAGAGGGAUAUAAUGGACACCAGAAAACCUGCCGGAAAAACUGAGAUGGUAGCUAAAGUCAAGAAAAUAGCAAUUGUCCUGGAAAACAGACUGCUUCUGCCCCUUCCUUUGCUUUCAUGAUUUCAUCCCCUUUUGUCCCAUUCUCAGGUUGAUGGACAUCAUUUCAGGUUUCUGUGUUUGUGUGUGUGACAAUGUUCAAAGA